Messenger RNA from Eubalaena glacialis (North Atlantic right whale), 2352 nucleotides. RefSeq names its product solute carrier family 5 member 12 (gene SLC5A12). Gene Ontology annotation, molecular function: symporter activity; lactate transmembrane transporter activity. Lineage: Eukaryota; Metazoa; Chordata; Mammalia; Artiodactyla; Balaenidae. Gene Ontology annotation, biological process: sodium ion transport; transmembrane transport. The record is from RefSeq and is a predicted model, not a curated record. The transcript has 15 exons. Gene Ontology annotation, cellular component: membrane. The coding region runs from base 9 to 1991 and encodes 660 amino acids.
UAAAGAGCAUGUUAUCUGGCAAGUCCAUUCCACCCCCGGUGGUUAUUAAUUUCGGAACACAUCUGAAUUCCUUCUCUGUGGCAUAUGCUUUAGCAGAGGAAAAGACAGCUCCAGGCCAGGGUCAGAUUUCAAGUUCUCAUCUGUUGGUACCACUACCAGAUCCCUCUUUGUCGUCAACUUUUGAGAUCUUCCCUGAGUACAACUUGGUUUCCGAAGUGCUACACAAGUGCCUCUGGUCAUCAUUCUCUUCACACAACCACAGUCUCCUCUCCUGGAAAAGCGUCUACUAUACUGAGCUUUGCUUUUGGAAAGAACUUCUCCCUGAGACCAGGUUGAGAGCAACUCUCUGGUGCCAUACUUCCCAGCAUGGAGCCAGCUUCAUGUCCGCUGUCACUGUGCUGGGGACCCCGGCCGAGGUCUACCGCUUUGGGGCAUCCUUCGUCCUCUUCUUCAUUGCAUACGCAUUUGUUAUCAUCUUCACAUCAGAGCUCUUUCUCCCUGUGUUCUACAGAUCUGGCAUCACCAGCACAUAUGAGAUUCUCUACACAGGAGUGGUGGUGUAUGCUCCUGCUCUGGCCCUCAAUCAAGUGACUGGGUUUGAUCUCUGGGGCUCUGUGUUUGCAACAGGAAUUGUUUGCACAUUCUACUGUACCCUGGGAGGAUUAAAAGCAGUGGUGUGGACCGAUGCAUUUCAGAUGGUUGUCAUGACUGUGGGCUUCUUAACGGUUCUCAUUCAAGGCUCAGCCGAUGCUGGUGGAUUACACAAUGUAUUAGAGCAAUCAGCAAAUGGAUCUCGACUAAGUAUAUUUGACUUUGAUGUAGAUCCUCUCAGGAGGCACACUUUUUGGACAAUCUCAGUGGGAGGAACUUUUACAUGGCUUGGAAUCUAUGGAGUUAAUCAGUCGACCAUCCAGCGAUGCAUCUCUUGCAAAACAGAAAAACAUGCCAAGCUAGCCUUGUAUUUCAACUUGUUGGGCCUCUGGGUCAUUCUGGCAUGUGCUGUCUUCUCUGGCUUAAUCAUGUACUCCCACUUCAAAGACUGUGAUCCUUGGACUUCUGGUAUCAUCUCAGCACCAGACCAGCUGAUGCCAUACUUCGUCAUGGAGUUAUUUGCCACAAUGCCAGGACUUCCAGGACUUUUUGUGGCUUGUGCCUUCAGUGGAACUCUGAGCACCGUGGCUGCCAGCAUCAAUGCCUUAGCGACAGUGACGUUUGAGGAUUUUGUCAAGAGCUGUUUUCCCCAUCUCUCCGACAAGCUGAGCACCUGGACCAGUAAAGGCUUAUGUCUCUUGUUUGGCGUGAUAUGUACCUCCAUGGCUGUGGCUGCAUCCCUCCUGGGGAGCGUUGUACAGGCUGCUCUCAGCAUCCACGGCAUGUGUGGGGGACCGAUGCUGGGCUUGUUCUCUCUGGGAAUCCUGUUCCCUUUUGUGAACUGGAAGGGUGCCCUAGGAGGCCUUCUGACUGGGAUCAUCUUGUCAUUUUGGGUGGCCAUUGGGGCCUUAAUUUACCCUGCACCAACCUCCAAGACAUGGCCUUUGCCUUUAUCAACUGACCAGUGUGUCCCAUCAAAUGUGACAGAAUCCGUGCCUCCAGUGCUGUCCAGCAGACCUGCCAUCGCUGAGACCUGGUAUGCGCUCUCCUACCUAUACUACAGUGCAGUAGGCUGCCUGGGAUGCGUGGCUGCUGGAGUAAUCAUCAGCUUUGCGACAGGUCACCAAAAGGGCAAGGAUAUUCAACCACUGCUAAUUAGACCGGUUUGCAAUUUAUUUUGCUUUUGGUCCAAGAAAUACAAAACACUGUGCUGGUGUGGUGUUCAGCAUGACAGUGGAACAGAGCAGGAAAACCUUGAGAAUGGCAGUACCUGGAAACGAGGGGCUGAAUCUGUCUUACAAAACGGCCUCAGGCGAGAAAGCCUGGUCCAUGUUCCAGGCUAUGAUCCCAAGGACAAAAACUAUGACAACAUGGCUUUCGAGAAGAUUACCCAUUUCUAAGGCAACACACACACACACACACACACACACACACACACAUACACACACACACACACACACAUCACACAGCCCGCAUACUUCUUGCCCAUUGGUUAGUAGACUUCUCUACUUGCCCCUGCUAGAAGACAGGGAUGUCUAAUAUGUAUUUACACUUAUUUAAGACCACAAAUAACAUGACUGUUCCCCAGAAUAUUCUGAAGGUUAUUCUUUGGAAGACCCCACUUUCAGGUGAGAAAAAACAGCCAAGCGUUAAGUGCCCCGGCAACUUCCUUUUUGAAUAAACUAGGGCUUGAUUUCAUCAUAGUGCAAGAAUCAGUCUCCUUGCUUUGUGUUAUAAUAAACUUCAGGGAUUUUGUUUGUU